Messenger RNA from Temnothorax curvispinosus, 1950 nucleotides. It is a transcript of the gene Hinfp, whose product is annotated as histone H4 transcription factor-like. The transcript has 6 exons. The coding region runs from base 272 to 1924 and encodes 550 amino acids. The record is from RefSeq and is a predicted model, not a curated record. NCBI's taxonomy places the organism in Eukaryota, Metazoa, Arthropoda, Insecta, Hymenoptera, Formicidae.
AUCGUCGACGAGACGACGAGGAAACGGUGACGACCACGCGGUGAGACCAGACGAGACUGCCGGAAACGACCGACUGCCGCGGGGCAGACGCGGGGAUCAGCUGGUUCAGCAUUGCCGGAGGGUCGACGUCACGGUUGGAGGUAGCUAGGAACAAGCAACAUUUUGGUUUUGAGUCUGCGAAAUUCUUGUCGUCGAUCGAUCGGCACGAUCGUCGUUUCACGUCGCGCCGCAGCGACCGAUUUAAAAGUACAAAUUUACAGGUGAGCUAGAGAUGGCUGAUCUGGAGGCGAAGCUGACGGCGAGCAAGGUGGUGCUAGACAGAUGCGGCAAAUGGGUGGAAUCGCAGAAGGAUUGUUCCUAUUCCGAGGAGGAGACCCUCAAGCGCAAGCUGGACGAGUUCGAUUACGAUGACUGGUGCAACACCGACUCGGAAUUCGACUCCGUCUCCGAGUGCGGCGGGAAGAAGCGUAAGGUGGGAACGCAGCUGAAGGACGAGGUGCUGAAUCUGGCCUGCGAGUGGAAGGAGUGCGCGUUUCGCAGCGGUUACAUGGAUCAAUUCUUGAGGCACGUCUCGAACCACAUCCCGAGCAUCCAGAUAAGCGUGAAGGACGACAACGAGGUCUACGUGUGUCAGUGGAAGGACUGUCCGUACGACACCAAUGUGUCCGACGAGAUAGUACGGCAUGUUAAUUAUCACGCCUAUCACACCAAGCUGAAGUGCAUUGGUUCCAAUGUUCGUGGAAGGACCAAGUUACCUAAAUGCCACAGGGAUCCAGAAUGGAAGAACAUCAUAGAUUCCCCGCCGCCACAUCUGUGCAGGUGGGAAGAGUGCUUGAAGCCGUUCACGAAUUACCAAUUGUACCUGUAUCACGUUAUGGUGCACAUGAUGGAUUGCCCGCGCGGCAACAGAGUCAAAGACGGGGUCGAGUGCAAGUGGACCGGAUGCAGCGGCAAAUAUCCCAGCUUGUACAAGCUCCGAGAUCACGUGAGAUGCCAUACCAAAGAGAAAAUAGUCGCCUGCCCGGACUGCGGGGUCACGUUCGCCUCUAAAGCGAAAUUUCACACGCAUUGCCAGCGACAGAUCCCCUUGGAAUUGCAAGGAUUCCGUUGUUCGCAUUGCAACAAGAUUUAUCCGACCGAAGGGAUCUUGCGCGAUCAUAUGAGAUUCCACGUGUUCAAUUACAAGUGUACCCUGUGCGACAUGAGCUGCGAAUCACCGGCGGCCUUGGCGAAACACGUCCGGUACCGUCACAUAUCGAGCCGAACGUAUCCGUGCCAGUUGUGCUCGCACGCUGCCAAGUCGCAGCAGGAUCUCGAUUCUCACAUGACUGUCCAUACCAACGGACCGAAUUUCUCCUGCCACUUUGAGGGAUGCCUUUACACGUGCAAGGGAGCUUACACCUUGGACAGGCAUUUAGAACGAGUACACAGUGUAAUGAUGCGAUGGUACUGUUGCCACGAAUGCCCAAUUAAAUACCGAAAGAGCUAUAGCCUGACGAAGCAUCUUAUAGAAGCCCAUCAGCUGCAAUUGCCCAGCGGGCAUAAACGUUUCCAUUACACGCAGAACGAAGACGGGUGUUACAGGGUCCAGAUGGUUCGAUAUGAGGCUGUGGACGAAGAGAACAUGUCGCCCAUCGAAGAGGUGAUUUUACCGGACGUAAAUUACAAAAUAGAGCUGAAGCCAACUAUCUCGUUAACGGAAGUGAAGAUUGUUAAGGCCGAUGCGGAAGAAGAGGCGGAAGCCGUACAGGAGUCGCAAGAGGAAACGGCUGAGAGCGGCGCUGACGAGUCCGUACCUGUUGUACCUAACGGUUUGAUAUCUAUCGAUGAAAUAGACGAGAAAGGGAAUAUUAUAAAACAGAUCGUCGUACAGGAAACGAAAGAGUUACCGCCGUCGGCGGAACCGCUGCUAAUUUUAACGUAACUUCAUAUUUUUUUUUAGAGACUGGA